AUGGAAGACAGCGUGUCCAUCAUACGACCCGAAGACAUUGGUCUGGUCCUCCAGAGCAUCUUCAAGUCUCGCAAAGAGGUCAUCCGCAUCCGCCAACUUCUCCACGAGAAGACUGAUGCCAUUCAGUGCUUCACUCGUCACUGUGGUAUCUUCGGGGCUGCGCCCACUGAAGUUGGAGGUCCACUCGAGCAUCUCGCAUUUCUCCUUCUGCAGCGCACAUCCGAGGGCCAUUUUGAUAACAUCCCGUGGGGUCCUUUAAAAUUGCCCUCUGUCAAUGUCCUUCUUUAA
Molecule: messenger RNA, 288 nt
Organism: Penicillium robsamsonii
Lineage: Eukaryota; Fungi; Ascomycota; Eurotiomycetes; Eurotiales; Aspergillaceae
Exons: 2
Coding region: 1-288 (95 amino acids)
Source: RefSeq, a predicted model, not a curated record